Molecule: messenger RNA, 2613 nt
Organism: Arabidopsis thaliana (thale cress)
Lineage: Eukaryota; Viridiplantae; Streptophyta; Magnoliopsida; Brassicales; Brassicaceae
Product: Pentatricopeptide repeat (PPR) superfamily protein
Exons: 1
Coding region: 229-2235 (668 amino acids)
Biological process (GO): RNA splicing
Cellular component (GO): mitochondrion
Source: RefSeq, marked reviewed
CUCUGCGUCAUUGUGAUGGGACCUUCUCUUUGCCUUAGAUGGUUUCGUUUACCUCAAAAAGUCAAAAAUCAAAAUCCUCACUAAAACCCUAACAUUUCCCAGAGCUUCGCAAUCGCUGUUCUUCAGUCUCGCUUCUUUGUAAACUGUAAAGGAUCAAGCUUUUCUAUUCAGAUCAAAUCCACUUCACUAUACCCUUUUUUAGUUUCGUUAACCCAGCUCAAAUCCGAGAUGAGAUAUCAACAAUGGCGAUUGAUGCUUCUUCGAAGCUACCAUCGUUCUCAUCUUCCUUAUCUAUCUCCUUGUUCUCAGGUAACCUCCAUUUCAUCGCGAUCUUUCUCUUCUUUCAUUCACCCUGGGAUCGGAGCUUUGCAACAAAGUGAACAACUUUGUCCCUUACGAUCCCCAAUGACGAGCUCUGGCAACUUAGUGAAAUCAGUGGGUCGAAGCUUCUCGUCCGAGCCUGCGGUUGAAGAGAAAUCUUCUGCUGAGGCUACCGUGAUUGAUAUUUUUAGUAGAUUGAGUGGUGAGGAUGAGAUUAGGAAGGAGUUGGAAUCGAGUGGUGUAGUGAUUAGCCAAGAUUUAGCUUUGAAGGUUUUGAGAAAGCUCGAAUCAAACCCUGAUGUUGCCAAAAGUUUUUUCCAGUGGAUUAAGGAGGCUUCUCCUGAGGAACUUAGCUCGAAGAACUAUAACAUGAUGCUGCGGAUUCUGGGUGGUAAUGGACUUGUUGAUGAGUUUUGGGGGUUGGUUGAUGUGAUGAAGAAGAAAGGGCAUGGUUUAUCGGCUAAUGUUAGAGAUAAAGUGGGUGACAAAUUUCAGAAAGAUGGGCUGGAGAGUGAUUUGCUGAGGCUGAGAAAGCUUUUUACUUCAGAUUGUUUAGAUAAUUCGGCGGAGAAUGUUUGCGAUAGGGUGUGUAAGAUUGUGAUGAAGGAAGAAUGGGGUGAUGAUGUAGAGAAACGGGUAAGAGAUUUGAAUGUUGAGUUUAAGAGUGAUUUAGUGAAGAUGAUUGUGGAACGUCUUGAUGUUGAACCCAGGAAAGCUUUGUUGUUCUUCCGGUGGAUUGAUGAGUCUGAUCUCUUUAAGCAUGAUGAGAAAACCUAUAAUGCUAUGGCUAGGGUUUUGGGAAAAGAGAAGUUUCUUGAUAGAUUUCAGAACAUUGUAGUAGAAAUGAGGAGUGCUGGUUAUGAAGUGGAAAUAGAGACUUAUGUUAGAGUUUCAACGAGGUUCUGCCAGACUAAAUUGAUCAAGGAAGCUGUUGACUUGUUUGAGAUUGCAAUGGCAGGUAGUAGUAGUAGUAACAACCCCACCCCACACUGCUUCUGUUUGUUGCUCAAGAAAAUUGUCACUGCCAAGAUUCUAGAUAUGGAUUUGUUUUCAAGAGCUGUGAAAGUUUAUACCAAAAAUGGUAAUGCUUUGACGGAUUCCUUGCUGAAAUCUGUCUUAAAGUCCUUGAGAAGCGUGGAUAGGGUUGAACAGAGCAAUGAGCUGUUGAAAGAAAUGAAGAGAGGAGGCUAUGUUCCUAGUGGUGAUAUGCAGAGCAUGAUUGCAUCAAGUCUUAGUCGUAAGGGAAAGAAGGACGAAGCUGAUGAAUUUGUAGACUUUAUGGAAUCAUCCGGAAACAAUCUAGAUGACAAGGCAAUGGCGUCUCUUGUUGAAGGGUAUUGUGAUUCCGGGAAUCUUGAUGAAGCUUUAGUGUGUUUCGAGAAAAUGGUUGGAAACACGGGAGUCUCCUAUGCUGAUUAUUCAUUUGAGAAGUUGGUUCUUGCUUAUUGCAACAAGAAUCAAGUAAGAGAUGCAUACAAGCUUUUGAGUGCACAAGUAACGAAAAAUCAACUGAAACCUCGUCAUAGCACAUACAAAAGCUUGGUGACGAAUCUGUUGACGAAGAAGAUUGCAAGGGAUGGUGGGUUUGAAGAAGCUUUGAGUCUUCUACCGAUAAUGAAAGAUCACGGGUUCCCUCCUUUCAUUGACCCUUUCAUGAGUUACUUCUCAUCAACUGGAAAAAGCACUGAAGCUCUCGGUUUUUUGAAGGCUAUGACCUCGAAUAACUUUCCAUAUAUAUCAGUGGUUCUGCGUGUAUUCGAAACUAUGAUGAAGUCUGCAAGACACAGUGAAGCACAAGAUUUACUCUCUCUGUGCCCAAACUAUAUCCGUAAUAAUCCGGAUGUUCUAGAACUCUUCAAUACCAUGAAACCCAACGAAUCUGCUGUAGAAAAACCUUUGGCUGCUUCUGCUUAGCUCCAGUUUUAGUUUACAUUCCUUCAAGUCUUUUUGGUUUCUGGGCAUUUGAUUCAAAUAAUUUGGCCAGAAUAUUUCCUGCUGUUCCCUUUUGUUUACAUGUAUCACUCACCAGUCACCAGUUAACUUUCUUCAUCAACCUGGUGCACUGGCAAAAUAAUUUUAAGGUACUAUGUUUUUUUAUAUUCCACUUGCUUAUCAUCUUAUGCUUCUUGGCUCUGCCAUGGAUUGUUCCGUGUAUCAUCAUUAUUUGUUAACAAGAUCUGUCUGUAACUCUGUUCUCUUUUUAACUUUUUCUCCGCACUAAUGUAUUGCCUAUUGAUCAGAUACUAGUGCUUGACAUUACCAAAUAUCAAAUUGGAAGAUCUUUGAUGUUGA